AUGCGCGAGCCUACAGCAUCCCUACCCUUGAAUUCCAGCUCUUAUGUGCCAACUAAAGCUCGAUGCUGGAGACCCAAGCCGAACUUCAAAGCGCCCGAUCACAUCCUGAUUCCCAUUGUUGAUGGUGUCGAAGCUGCUUUAAACACGUCUACAAGCCGCGAGCCAACAACACUGGGAGAGGCCCUGAAACGCCCUGACGGCGACAAGUAUGUCCAAGCGGCUAUAGAAGAGGUCAGAGCUCAUCUGGAAAACGGCACGUGGAAGCUUGUGCGACUCCCACAAGGCAAAAAGGCUAUCGGCUCACGUUGGGUAUUCAAAAUCAAGCGUGAUGCCGACGGGUCUAUUAGCAAAUACAAGGGACGAAUUGUGGCAAAGGGAUAUGCACAACGAGAGGGAAUUGACUACACAGAGACCUUUGCACCAACAGCUCGCUUUGGUGCCCCUCGCACCAUCAUAGCACUCGCAGCGCUCGAAGACUGGGAGCUAGAGUCAGUAGACAUAUCAACCGCCUUCCUCAAUGGUGAGAUUGAUGCAGAGGUCUACAUGCAAAAGCCAGAAGGUGUCGAGUUUGAGGGCUAUGAAGGUACGAGCUGGGUGCUUCAACUUCUCAAGGGCCUCUUUGGAAUCAAACAAGGCCCUCGCAUCUGGUCUGUGAAGCUACACACUGUCCUAUCAGAAAUUGGAUUCAAACGUCUCGAAAGCGAUCACAGUGUCUUCAUCUAUGAACGCGACAGUGUGAAGAUCAUUGUACCAGUCCAUGUCGAUGACUUACUGUUUGCAUCAAAGUCAUCCGAAGCCAUUCAAAUGGUGAAGGAUGAGCUCAAAGCACGCUUCAAGAUCCAUGACCAAGGCCCUACCUCAUUCCUACUUGGUGUCAAGCCCGAGCGCGAUCGCCAAUCCCAUACCAUCUCCCUCUCUCAACCUGCAUACAUUGAACAGAUUCUUGAAACCUACAAAAUGCAGGAGUGUAAUGGCGCCGACACGCCUAUGGCUGAAAAGCCACUCCUCUCAACCAAGGAUUCACCACAAACUGAGCACGAGAAUCCUGGACAAGCACACUGGCUAGCUCUCAAACGGGUACUGCGGUAUCUCCGCAAAACAACAAACUACAAGCUCACCUACGGCCUCAAACCCGACUCUGACGAACUGUUCACGACGCAAAGCGAUGCCGAUCUGGGUGGAAACGCUGAUAAUACCCGCUCAACAGCUGGUUUUGUCAUGUCAAUUGGUGGCGGCGCUGUAAUGUGGAGUAGCCGACUCCAGCGCCACACAUCACUAUCAUCAACGGAGUCGGAGUAUACAACAGCCUCUGCCACUGGGUGCGAAAUGAUCUGGAUGCGGUCAUUCCUCGACGAAAUUGGCUACGACACUGCGUCCUAUCCAUCCACCCUAUUUGUUGACAACGCCUCUGCCAUCCAAGUUGCCAAGAACCCAGAACACCAGUCCACCAUGAAGCACGUUCACCGUAGCUUCAACUGGAUUCGCGAGAGGGUUGCCAAUAAUGAAAUCCGCGUUGCUCAUAUCCCUGGAGCUGUCAAUGUUGCCGACAUCUUCACCAAACCACUAGGCCGCAUCAAGUUCGAACAGUUUGCCAAAAUGCUUGGUCUGAUUCCUCAUCCACAUGCUCGUACUCAGUCCAUGCGCUAA
Molecule: messenger RNA, 1647 nt
Organism: Serendipita indica DSM 11827
Lineage: Eukaryota; Fungi; Basidiomycota; Agaricomycetes; Sebacinales; Serendipitaceae
Source: the annotation of a GenBank genome assembly